CCCGUACGUACGUACGUACGUCUUUGAAUGCCUAAGCUGUCUGUCCGCCUCUGUUGCCCAUUCACACAGGGCAACUUAGCAUAUCUAUCAUGUGUACGUCAAAAAUUACAACGCCACAGCACCCACCUAAUAUAUAUCGCCCACAGCCUAGCUAUCCUAUCUAUGCCUCAGUGUCCAAAAGCUUAAGCUUACUCACUACACGCCGCGCCAGUGCAAGCUCCCAAUCCAAAGCACAUAAGGACCACCGAGAAGGACGAGUGUGGCACACCGACCGCACCACACAUCACCACAGAGAGCAGCCGCAGCUCUUCUUUGUCGACUUGCCUGGGUGGGGGGAUGAAGAGAGCAGACAGACAGACAGACAGACAGGGAAGCAUUGAUUGCACAAUGAUUGCGUGUGCAUGUGUGGCCCCGUACGUACGUCUGGGAAUGGCCGGCUGUGUGACGCUCGCGUACGUCGGGAUGGUGCCCGUCUGGCCGGGUGGAGCCUGUGGAAAAUACAAACAAAACACGUAGCCAGCCAACACUCUCUCUGCGUGUGUGGGUCUUUCUUUUUGCACAGACCGACCAGACGAUAGUGGUGGAACGGCGGCCUGUGGACCACAGGAAACACAGGACGGCCGCCGACCACAUAUGGGGGAGGGAAACCCACAACGUGCUGGAGCUGAUGGCAUCAUGCAGACCAGACAGACAACAGCACGGCAAUGGAUAAUAGGUCCCCGUGCAGUGCAUGCAGCAGCCUACGGGAAUCACGACUGAGUGAGGUCCUGCGUGGCGAAUCGGGUGGGCAUAGUACUGGUGUGAGAUCACUGCAGGGGCAACACGUGUUGUAGGCGCCGGCUGCUGCCCGCCGAGGGGCCCUGCCAACACGGAGAGACACCAGCAAGACAGAGGACGGAAGGUAAUAUCAAUUAAUCUCUAUGCCGCUGGGUGUGCAGCGCCCCGCCCUGCUGACCAGUCACAUGCUGCUCCAAGUGCUCGUCAGUGCUUCCUAUCUGGUUGUCGUCGUCGGGGCUGGCCUGUCCACCGCCUCCCUCUCUGUCUGUCUCGCCCUCUUUGCUCUCGCCUGCCGCACAGAAGAGACGAGGAGAGUGCAUACCUGUCUGUGCCUGCGGGGAAGGAGGGCGCCGUCCCUCACCCUGCUGGUCUUCCACACGCUGCUCGUCAGUGUUCUGCUGCUCGGCUUCCUGUGCACGAUCUCCCCCCUGGGUAUUCGUCUCAGGCUCGGCCUCGUUGUUGUUGUCUGCCUCUCUAUCUGCGAGAAGUGCCAUGCACACCGGCCUGUGGGGCAGGUGUUUUUUGGUUCUUGCAAGGGCGUUGGUCACCUUCCUGUUCGGCCCCCUCGCCCUCUCGCCCUGCUUCAUCCGUGAGACCCCCGAGUUCUGCUGACACACAACAUCCAUGGCGCACGAGGUGUGUUUGUGUGCCCUCCCCUCCCCGGCUGCAUGUCAUGUGCUCACCGGUCUGUUGCCCAACUGGAUUCUCCUGCUCCUGCUCCUGUCCCUGCGUCGCCCCACCCCCAGUUUCGUGUUCCGCAUCAGGCGGCGAGGCGAAGGGUGCUGCGGGCAGCUGUGGUGAGGGGAGGGAGGAGCACAUGGAUGAGGGGAUGGACGACACCACCCCUACCGUCACGUUGUUGAUCAGAUACGACAUCGUGG
Vitrella brassicaformis is the source of this 1658-nucleotide messenger RNA. The record is from the annotation of a GenBank genome assembly. Lineage: Eukaryota; Vitrellaceae.